Notothenia coriiceps (black rockcod) is the source of this 933-nucleotide messenger RNA. RefSeq names its product ephrin type-B receptor 2-like. The record is from RefSeq and is a predicted model, not a curated record. Gene Ontology annotation, molecular function: ATP binding; transmembrane-ephrin receptor activity. The transcript has 6 exons. Gene Ontology annotation, biological process: protein phosphorylation; axon guidance; ephrin receptor signaling pathway. NCBI's taxonomy places the organism in Eukaryota, Metazoa, Chordata, Actinopteri, Perciformes, Nototheniidae. Gene Ontology annotation, cellular component: dendrite; plasma membrane. Bases 1 to 933 code for a protein of 310 amino acids.
AUGGCGGAGUGUCUGAGCGUCUACUCCUGCUUCGGCCAAGUGCACUCCCUCACUCCACAUAAAGACAACACCAUCAUCUUAAAGCGCUUGAGAAGUACGGAAAAACCAGAAUCAGAGUACACAGACAAACUCCAACAGCAUUACACCAGUGGUCACAUGUCACCUGGAAUGAAAAUCUACAUCGACCCCUUCACAUAUGAAGACCCUAAUGAAGCAGUCAGGGAGUUUGCCAAGGAGAUUGACAUGUCCUGUGUCAAGAUUGAACAAGUUAUUGGUGCAGGUGAGUUUGGGGAGGUGUGCAGUGGGAACCUCCGACAGCCUGGGAAGAGAGAGAUCCUGGUAGCCAUCAAGGCGCUGAAGGCAGGCUACACUGAGCGCCAGAGGCGGGACUUUCUGAGCGAGGCCUCCAUCAUGGGCCAGUUCGACCACCCCAACAUCAUCCAUCUGGAGGGGGUGGUUACCAAAAGCACCCCUGUGAUGAUCGUCACUGAGUUCAUGGAGAACGGAUCCCUCGACUCCUUCCUCAGGCAAAACGAUGGGCAGUUCACGGUGAUCCAGCUGGUGGGAAUGCUGCGUGGCAUAGCAGCAGGGAUUAAGUACCUGUGUGACAUGAACUACGUCCAUCGAGACCUGGCAGCGAGGAACAUCCUAGUCAACAGCAACCUGGUGUGCAAAGUGUCCGACUUCGGGCUGUCACGAUUCCUCGAGGACGAUACUUCAGACCCCACCUAUACCAGUGCUCUGAGGUCGACUUGGUGUGAGUUUGCAGACUCCAACUUGACGCACGGUUUCAAUCUUUUGCAGCACUUUGAUAGUAAUGCCGCGUGCUGUGUGCUAAAGCGGGGGCCUGCUGUAGCUUUAAAGCUGGUCAACUGUCAGGACUGGAGCGUGAAAGGGGGGCCCCAGAGUGAAAAGGGUGGAGGGACCCACUAG